CGCCCCGCGCUCCCAUAGCUACCGAGGCGGGCGGCGGCCAUCUUGGCAGCGGCCAUGAGCGGCUCCAGGGCGCGGGCGGCGGCGGCGGCGCCGGGGCCGGACAAGAAGCUGCCGCCGGGGUCCGCGGGGCCGCUCAGCCGCCUGCGGGGCCUGCGCGGAUCGGCCGACGCGCCGCCACGGCAGCCCUGGACCGAGUCCGAGUUGCUGGCGCUGGAGACCGUCCGGCCCGAGCACGUCCUGGGGCUGUGCCGGGUGACGGAGAAUUAUUUAUGCAAACCUGAGGACAACAUUUACAACAUUGACUUCACCAGGUUUAAGAUCCGGGACCUUGAAACUGGAACAGUUCUAUUUGAAAUUGCCAAGCCAUCUGCUUCAGAGCACGAUGAGGAGGAUGAAGACGACAGCAGUGAACUGGAUGCAAGUGCAGGUCGCUUUGUUCGGUACCAGUUCACCCCAGCAUUUCUCCGUCUUCGGACUGUUGGUGCAACAGUGGAAUUCACAGUGGGAGAAAAGCCAGUGUCAAACUUCCGAAUGAUUGAGAGACAUUACUUCCGAGAUCGCUUGCUGAAGAACUUUGAUUUUGAUUUUGGCUUCUGCAUCCCCAGUAGCAGGAACACGUGUGAACACAUUUAUGAAUUCCCUCAGCUCUCAGAAGACCUUAUCCGUCUGAUGGUUGAAAACCCGUACGAGACACGCUCGGACAGCUUUUACUUUGUGGACAACAAGUUGAUUAUGCACAACAAGGCCGACUAUGCUUAUAAUGGAGGACAGUAAUCAUUCUGUCUGCUGGAUGCUGUGAUGCCCUUAACCAUUCCAGAUGUGCAGGAACAGACUGGAGUUGUUGUCUUGUGCAACAAGGCUUCUUGCCAAACUUUUUCUCCAUGCAUGAGGCUGAGAGCAUGAAGCAAAGAUGACGGCUCCUGAAUGGAAAUCUCCCUGCAACACCUCUCUAUCUGACACUCAGCAUAUCCUGCCUCUCCUUCUCUGUUCCUGGCUGUCUUCUGAUAACCUUGGUUAGGUCAGUGGUCUGAGGCACUCUUAGACAAUUCUUGCUCUUAGUCUUUCUAGUUAGGUUGCACCUCUAGUGCUUCUGAUGUUUCACCUCUUGGGUGAAUAUCCUUUUUCAACUGUUCAGGUUGUUUGUGUUAAAUCUUAACCCCUUCAAGUAGCCAGUGAUGCUUGAAGAGCAGAUCUUUUGUUCAGUUGGAUAGAUCAUCUCUUCAGUGGCAGUGGUUUUGUUUGUGGCAUAGCUGACAUUGAUUUUUAGGGUGCAUCCCAACAUUCUCCAGUGGGAAACAGACUAAUUCAGCUUCUAAGCAGUGCAGGAAUAUUCCAUCUGCCUCUGGGAGCCUGAGCCACCCCUAAGAACAUUUAAUCUCUGUUUUGCCAGAGAUUUCACUAGAAAUGUGAGAUAGGGAGAGGAGGGGGCUGUCCCUUUGAUAGCAUUUCUGUUUGAGCUUUUGUGAGCAAACUGUUGAAUUUUGGAGCUCAGGGGGUCAACCUUAGAGAGGAAGUUAAUCUCACUAUAUUUACCAUUUCUCCUCCUUCCCUUUGUAGGAGUUUUGGCCCUUGGUACAGAAUGUAUUGCUUUUUAGGUGGACAGCACAUUGUCAGCUUCGCUGGGGUGGAGCUGUCACUCUAGUGGGGCUUGGAGGAAUGUGGAAAAUCACUUGAAAAGUGAGUAGGAAGCAGAGCUUCCUAGGCUUCAGUCUUGUAAACCUGGCCUGUCUGUCAGAGUUGCUGUGAGCAGCACCAGCUCAUUUUCUUCGUUGCAGUGGAGAUAUUAGUAGCUAAAAGCUUCCCGGGUCAGAUCACUCAGUUUUAUGGAGUGGGAUCCUUGGAAAGUGAGAAUGUACAUGGUUCUCUUUUUCAUUGUUCCCAUCACUGCUCUGCCUGCUCAGCUGUUUAUUUACGGUUUAGGAAGUCAUGCUGCUGAGGUUGAUACCGCAGCUGUAUUUGGGAUCUGGCAAUGGGAGAUAGCAUCAUGCAGUGGGAAGAGGAGGACUUGUGUCUUGCCAGUAGCUAUGUUGGGGCCCACCUCUCAACUGUGCAAAAAUCUCAGCUAUUAAAACCCUUUUUUGCCAGUUUUGAUGGCUUUUGGGACUGGUACUUUUCCUGUCCUCAUGCUGGGCUGGGCAGUUGUGUCUCUUGUUAGGGGAGUUAGAUUGUGUCUGGACUGGAGACCUUUCCUAACACUAGUUCCAUUUGUUCUUGAAACAGUUAAAACCUAACUCUGUGAUGGUUACCUGUUGUGUUAAGAGGGAUUCAGCAUAGUUGGUGUUUUAGCAGGAUUGAGUGGGGUGGACAUCAGAGCCUAGAGCCUGUUAAUGUAUAGACAGCAAUAGGAAACCACUGCCUUUACUUCCAGAUUAGUGAAAACAACUUUGGCAUGGAACAUCAGCUGGCAUCAGAGUAAGCAGUGAGAGUGUGUGGGGUAGCAGCCAUGAAAGAAUCUCCAGCUCUUAGGAAGAUACUUAAUUAUGAUUAACCACAACAAAUGACCUGUUCUGGGUGGAGCAUUAAUCAUGAGCAACCACAACAAAUGUCUUGGGAAUGUGGAGGGGCAAGGUCUGCCUGAUGAGACGAUGAAGAACAGUUCUACCAUCAUCAAUCCCCCCUCCAGCAUCUCCACAGGCACUAAUGCAAUCUUGUUCAGGAUCUUCAGGAUUCGUUAAAGCUGCUGUUGAGGUGGGAUGCAUUUGCUUUGCUCUAAGUUAAUCACAAGGCAGAACUGCCUGGAAGCGUGCUUUUCAUCCUGAAGUGUUCAGAAAUAGCAUCCCAAGAGCCUACUAGUUAUUCCCCGGCAAAUUUUAGCAUACGGAGCUAAAUUUUGCACGUAGUAUAAAUCCAGGUGCCUUUAAACAUUACUUUUAUCACACUUUGUACAUGAAGCAACCUCUCUGUUUCCUUAGGAAAAGCGAUUCCCUCCCGUUUCCCUCGGCCCUGUGGAGGCUCCUCCGGGGCUCGUGGCCAGCGCGGGCGGACGCGGGGCGCGAGCGCCACCUGCUGGCCCGCCUUGGGUCCCGGCAGGAAAAGGGAAUUCCUGUCCUGGCCCAUCAGCGGAGACCGGGAAACGGCACUCGAGCGGUGCUUUCACACUGGUGAAUGUGUCAGCUAUUCAGCAAUAAAAGGGAGAACUGGUGGAAAAGCGGGAGGCUCGCAGGCAGCAGUAGCACCCUGUGGUUUUUAGCUGAGUUUGUUUGCUUUGCCAAAUCAGAAGAUCUUUGCCCUAAAAGCAUGCUGCAGGAAAAAGGAAGUCCCUACAAGAGGGCAACCCAGCACUGGAAAAGUUGAUUGUAAUCCAGAGAGUCAGGGAUUUCCAAACUCCUGUCCAUUCUUUAGCAGUUUCCUUAGGAUUCCUUUUCUCUUAGGUUCUUUCUUAUAAAGCCUCUUUUCUUUGUGGCAGGGAUGAUGUCUUUGGUAAACAUGGUUUAGCAGACCAGUUUCCUUCUGGAGUAUGUGCUCUGGUGUUUUAAUGAUGGGUCAAAGUUACUCAUGCCAGUGAGCUUGGAAGAAAUUCCACUGGGAUCACAUCCUUGACAGCUGGAUGGGCAGUCCUAGCCUGCUGCUGUAGGCGUAGGAGAUGCUUUCAGUGUCAGUUGGAGUUUGAGCAAGGGAAAAGGUAUCAAAGACUACUUCUCUCAGGUUGUGUGCUGAGUUGGAAAAAGAAAAAAGUUGGGACCAUACUGAGUUCUGCUCAAAACUUCAAAAAGAAAGGGACCAAACCCACAAACUCAUAGUAUGUUUUUUCCAGUAUUUGUCCUCAUAGUACCAGGACCUCUUUUUCCUAUUUUUGAGGCAAGGACUUUGGAUCCAUGCCAGCAAACUUCUUGGAGAACUAUUUUCAUAUCUUGAGUGUGGAAUACAUACUGCACCUUGUGAAGGAAGGUAAUUUCUUGUUGUAUGGACUGGGUACUUCUGUCCUUGUCCUCUCUUUUCGGUAGGAAAUGUCUUCCUUUGUGUGUCUACUUGAGGAUUCUCAAUGUUUCUUGUUGCAGAGAAGCAGCAGCCACUUCUCUGGUGCUUGGGGAUGCUUAUUCCAUUAUCUGAGGGUUCAGAAAGAAUAAAACAAGUGUUUAGUAGUCAGAAAUGAAGGAGGAAGGUGGUGGUGAAGCAUUAAGGUCCAAAUGUAGCAACUCUACUUCUCAGCUCUGUGUUUCAUCACAUCAUCUUGAGCUGUUUCCCAGUCUUGUACCCUGCUGUCCUGUGACACGGAGCUACUUUGGAACUACUUUGUGCUACCCCAGAGCCUGGCUCGCUCUCGCGUGUGACCCUCGGACAUAAACGCUGCCAUCUCUUGUCCUUGCCAGGACAAGGCUGAGUGAUGGCAGCCUGGUGGAGUCAGCACCUCUUCCUUUGCAGCAGCAGGAAACUGAACACCAGCAAACGCCCUGUCCGCCUGCCUGGAUCCCAGCGCUGUUACAGGACUCGUAUUUGUCUCUCACAGUGUGGCCUUGGGGCUGCUGGCCCGUGGACUCCUCUGUGCUGUCCCCUUCGGACCCCGCUCCCGUGGCCGUGGCAGCGCCGCGGGGCUGUCCUGGUGGCCGGGGUGUCCCCGCGGUGCCGCUGUAUUUGUACCCCCGUG
Molecule: messenger RNA, 4585 nt
Organism: Poecile atricapillus (Black-capped chickadee)
Lineage: Eukaryota; Metazoa; Chordata; Aves; Passeriformes; Paridae
Gene: UNC119B
Product: unc-119 lipid binding chaperone B
Exons: 5
Coding region: 55-774 (239 amino acids)
Biological process (GO): lipoprotein transport; nervous system development; cilium assembly
Cellular component (GO): cilium
Molecular function (GO): lipid binding
Source: RefSeq, a predicted model, not a curated record